GCGGCCCAUUCGCCACCGGCACCGGCGGCCCCGGAGGCAGCGGCGGCCCCGGCAGCGCGGAGCUCGGCGGCCCCCCGAGGGCAGGGCCCGGAGGCAGCGGCGGAGCCCCCCCCCCAAGGCGGCGAUGAAGGCCAGCCCCGGGGCCGCAGCCUCGGUGGGAUCCGGACCGGCACCGGCACCGGCACCGGGAUCGGGGUCGGUGCCGGGAACGGGGCCGUCGGGGGGAGCCGAUGCUCGCUGGAGGGAGAAGGGCGAAGCGGAGGCGGAGCGGCAGCGCACCCGGGAGAGGCUGGAAGCCACGUUAGCCGGGCUGGGCGAGCUGGACUACCUGAGGCAGAGGCAGGAGCUGCUGGUGAAGAGCCUCCUGCUGCGGCGACCCCCGGGGGCGCAGGGGGGCCGAGGGGAGCAGCAGGCGGGCGAGGGGCCGCCGCCGCGGAGCCUGGAGGAGAAAUUCCUGGAGGAGAACAUCCUCCUCCUGCGGCGGCAGCUGAACUGCUUGAGGAGGAGGGAUGCCGGCCUAUUAAAUCAGUUGCAAGAGCUAGAUAAGCAAAUAAGUGACCUCCGUCUGGACGUGGAAAAAACGACAGAUGAACACCUUGAGACAGACAGUCGUCCAAGUUCAGGGUUUUAUGAGCUGAGUGAUGGAGCUUCUGGAUCGCUCUCGAAUUCGUCUAACUCUGUCUUCAGUGAGUGUUUAUCCAGUUGCCAUUCUAGCACUUGCUUUUGCAGCCCUUUGGAGGCAACACUGAAUAUCUCAGAUGGACGCCCUAAAUCUGCAGAUCUCAUAGGCUGGAUGGAUUAUAAUAAGGAAGGCCAGCAUGAGGACCAGACCGCAGGCUCUGUCUGUCGCUCUUUGUCCACACCGCACUCAAAUUCCCUCGAUGUCGUUGCAGAUGUCCACCCAAAGUACCAGUGCGAUCUGGUGUCUAAAAACGGGAGUGACGUCUACCGGUACCCCAGCCCUCUCCACGCGGUUGCUGUGCAGAGUCCCAUGUUUCUUCUCCCUGUGACUGAGAACCCACAACGAGAAGAGGAGAGACUCGGCUGCGAUAUUACCGACGUUUGUGCUGGAUCUGAAAUAGACUCAGGAAAACCAGCCGAUGCCUUUCUCCCGCCGGGCUCCUGGCCUGCGUCGUGCCCAUCCGCCAGCAAGAGGAUAGACGGCUACAUCUUAAGCCUGGUGCAGAGAAAGACUCACUCUGUAAGGACUAACAAACCAAGGACAAGUCUCAACGCUGAUCCCACCAAAGGGAUCUUGCGACACGGCAGCAUGUGCGUCAGGCAGGCUGCCGGGGCGGUUUCGCACAGCAACGUCGUGAACCUGAAGAGCACGAAGCAAGCGUGCUUGCCGCCUGGUGGGACGGCCGCUUUGGACACCGUGGUGUCCUCCCCGCUCAAGCAGAGGCCGAGGGAGGCAGCUGGUGAGCAGGUGGAGAGUAGAAAGGUGCCUUUGCCACCAGCUUUUCCACCUGGUGCGGCGAGUGAAGCUCAGAGCAAGCAUCUGCCACGUGGGGCCAAGCCAGCGCCUUCAGAGCUAAACCGGCACGCGGUGGCUACCACGGGGGAUGUUCCCAAGGAAAGCAGCCAGAUCUUUGCUGCAUCUCCCAAAGAGAGCCCAGGGAAGCCGGUGGUGCUGCAGCCAGAGACCAGGGUCAGCCAGCCUCCCAAAAAGGUUCUGCUGAAGAGCAGCUUGCAGGCAGCUCACACCUCCUCACCUCCAGUGGAGGAGAGGCCCACGCUGGAUUUCAAAAGCGAGGGCUCCUCUUCUCAGAGCCUCGACGAUGGGCUGCUGGUGAACGCCCAGUACAUACCGGCCCAGCAGCAAAGUGUUAAGCUCCAUAAAGGCACCCGAAAUGUCAAGAUUUUGAAAAGCUCGGCGCUGAAACACAGGCCGCACCUCGCCAACGGGCUAGAAAACAGCGCGCAGACGUUGCGGGAGAAAGGCAAGCCGGUUGGCAAGAAGUGCCGCUUUCCUGAGGAAUUGGAUACAAAUAAGAAACUGAAAAAGCCCUCCUCCAGGGGGAAGAGGAGCAGCGGCUUGCAGCCGGAGUCUGGCCUCCAGGGCCGGCCGGCCGGCCUCCAUAAAUCGGUAAUCAGAUCCCACGGACACGGCCGGGAGGUGGUGGUGGCCAAACCGAAACACAAGCGGGCCGACUACCGCCGGUGGAAGUCGUCGGCGGAGAUUUCCUACGAGGAGGCCCUGCGGAGGGCGAGGAGGAACCGGCGGGAUGGUGUAGGAGUCUACUCGCAAGUUCCCCUGCCGUAUGUCAGCCCCUACGCCUACGUGGCCAGCGACUCGGAGUACUCGGCGGAGUGCGAGUCUUUGUUCCACUCCACCGUGGUGGACACGAGCGAGGACGAGCAGAGCAACUACACGACGAACUGCUUCGGAGACAGCGAGUCCAGCCUGAGCGAGGUGGAGUUCGUCGGGGAGAGCACCACCACCAGCGACUCUGAUGAAAGCGGGGGCCUCAUUUGGUCCCAGUUUGUCCAGACGCUCCCCAUCCAGACGGUCACGGCUCCGGAGCUGCAUGAAAAUGCAGCAAAGGCCUUUGUCAAAAUCAAAGCCUCCCACAACCUCAAGAAGAAAAUCCUGCGCUUUCGGUCAGGCUCCCUGAAGCUCAUGACGACCGUCUAGUGAAGGGACUUGGUGGAAUGUAUCUGUUUCUGCUUUCGGAAGCAAGGUGCUUUUGUGUACAUAUUUCCACAGAUUUUUUUUUUUAUACAGAUAUUUAAAACUUAAGGUAAAUUAUGUCACUUGUCUUCAGAACUUGGGUGGAUACUAGUGCCUUUUAAGUGGAAAUAAAAAAACAUUACACUCGUUUAAAAAAAAACAAAACACAACACUGCCAUUUCAGUGGUGAACAGCCUCCAGUGCAUAGUAUCAGAAGGCUUUGGAAAAAAAGGCUAAUGUUUCCAGGAAUGGAUCUUCUUUGCCUAUUUUUUUCUUUCCAGUUCUGGGUCUUAUACAGGAUAUCAACAGCUUAAGGUCAUAAGGUUUUAGGGGGUGAGGGGGAGGGAGUAUGGGUGGUCUUCAUGUUUUUUCUUGUUCCCUUUCUGCUGCUCCUCUUGCCACAUCUUGAACUUGUUCCUCCUGAUAGUCCAGCCUGAUUUUUUUUCCUUUUUUUUUUUUUUUUUCUUGUUGAUUCUCUUCUUGAAGCUGGCCUCUGUCCUCCCCCAACCUUCUUCCAUGAGGAAAGGGCUCCUGUUAAAUCUAUCUCCAAGGUCAAGUUGCCUUCUCUGGAGUGCACUCUGCUCUGAUUUCCUGGGAGUCCCAGUGUGGACUGUGGUGGUGUUCAGAAUAAACUGUUGGAGCAGCUGACCAAGGCUUAGUAGCUUCAGUAUAUUGUGUAAAACUGCUUUUGAAAAAAAAUCAUAUGCAUGUCACGUGCAUGAGUAUCAGUAGUUUUAAUAUUCCCGUUGAUGUCCAAUUUACUGUACAUCAUCAAUGGCUGUUUUUAUAUAUAUAUCAUUGUGUAAAUUAAUAUAACACAUCAUAUGCUGUAAUAAACAGUCUGUUUUAAUACUUUUUUAAAGUUUGUUACGUUGGGGCAGUGCCAGUCAAUGGUUUUGUAUUGGCGUUGUCACCACCUCGGUGUCUCUUUAAUGUGGCCUGUUAACAUUCCCUGGAAUUCGUCAUGCAGGAAAUGGAGCAAGUUUAAAAUGUUGCUGUGUAUGUGAUUUGUGCUUUGAGGGAACUGGAUUGUCAUGGCUCCUCUUGUUCUUGCAGUAGCUUGCAUUUUUUAAGGGCAGGAUGGGAUUGAGGAGCUUGGAGAUAUCUUCAGGUUGUUGCUUAUGGGCAGCUCACAUUGCGGAGCAGAUGGAAAUGUAAUAUUAAUCCUCCUUGCUUCAGGGUGCUUGCAGACUUUGGUUAGUACAACUGAGGGGCAGAUGGUAGGUUUCUGUAACCAAAUGGAUCUGUGUAAUGCAACGGGCGUCCCUCUGAAGUGGCCGGUAAACGAAUCACCAAAAGCUGCAUGCUCAGGUGCUGGGCUGGGUAGAGGAGACUGUAGGCUUGGUGUCCCUGGUGCCCUCUUUAUGCAUGGAAACUGGCUGUGGCACAAACCUGACAAGGUUAUGAGAAAGAAGUGACAGUUGUGUCACCCACUGGACUCUGUCUCAGUUUCUUUCUUCCCAUAGGACUGGAGGUGAGUCUCUGACAGCAAAGGAGAAAGGAGCUAACCGCAGACAACACCGCUUCCCUUUGCAGCAACAACUUUGUAGGUUGUUGUGGGAUGGCUGGAGGUUUAUGGCAGGCAUGUCUGAUGGAGCUGGGCCAGAGAAUGGGCCGCUUUCUGCAGGUUCAUCUUCUGCUCUAGGAUCUGUGAAGCAGUGGGCAUACGACUAGCAUGGAUGCUGUGAUGGUUAGGAAUUUCAGGGAUAUGUGUGCAGCCCAUCUGGUCCAUAGCAAGGCUGGCUGGGCAGAGGCCUUCCUUUGUGGUUCCUCUGUGUCCUUCCUGCUGUCACCCACCUGUAAAGCAGAAUGGUACUUUCUCAGGUUUCCUUGCAUUGAAAAUGUGGGAGGGAGAGAUCCACCAACAGUUAAAUGUCUCUAGGAACAGCUUCUGAGACAGUGGUAACACUUUUUGUCUAAGUGGUGGAUUUCAUCCUUUAAUUUGCAGAGUGUAGUAAAUCCCUAACUAUCUCUGAUGUCUCUCAUAUUAUUAUUAUUUGUUAGUAGAGGAACGGCACUUUCUGUAUGGGGUCAUGCAGUGUGGUCAUAAGUUUCUAGAUGCAGUGACCCACAAAGUCCUUAAUGUCCAUCUCCCAUGAUACAGGAGAAUCUGUAACUCACCUUAACUGGUUGCUCCUGUGAAAGCAGGAGCAAUCUCCUGGUUUAAAUCAACUCUCCUAUUGCUUUAAAAUGGAAGGGUAACUUGUGUGUGUAUAUGUAAGUAUAUACAUUUUAUAUGUUAUGUGUAUAUAAAAAAUAUUAAUAUAGAAUAAUUA
Molecule: messenger RNA, 4950 nt
Organism: Anas platyrhynchos (mallard)
Lineage: Eukaryota; Metazoa; Chordata; Aves; Anseriformes; Anatidae
Gene: DACT1
Product: dishevelled binding antagonist of beta catenin 1
Biological process (GO): negative regulation of canonical Wnt signaling pathway; negative regulation of JNK cascade; regulation of Wnt signaling pathway, planar cell polarity pathway
Cellular component (GO): cytoplasm
Source: RefSeq, a predicted model, not a curated record